Quercus robur (English oak) is the source of this 3012-nucleotide messenger RNA. Its product is annotated as DDT domain-containing protein DDR4. The record is from RefSeq and is a predicted model, not a curated record. Gene Ontology annotation, biological process: regulation of DNA-templated transcription. The transcript has 12 exons. NCBI's taxonomy places the organism in Eukaryota, Viridiplantae, Streptophyta, Magnoliopsida, Fagales, Fagaceae. The coding region runs from base 380 to 2512 and encodes 710 amino acids. Gene Ontology annotation, cellular component: RSF complex.
UUUUGUGUUCCCUUUCUUCCUUCCUCUCCCUCACACUCUCUAACCCUUCUUUCUCUUUCACUCACAUUAGCGAAAACAAAAACAAAAACAAACCCAAAAAAAAGAAAAAGAAAAAAAAAGACAACAACAAAAACAAAAACAAAAACCUCAGACACAGAAACAGAAACAGAAACAUUAGAUAGAACAACAUUAAUUCAUAAAAAAAAAAACCCCCAAGUGAGUUAUGGUUUGGAGUUUGGACCUUUGGUCCUCUUCUUCCAUCAUGUUGUUUUUCAAUGCAAACAAAUCCAUAUGAUCCUCUACAUGUAAUCCCACCAUAACUCUCCUAAACCCUACUUCUCGAUCUCUCUCUCUCUCUCACACCCACGAUUUUUUUACCAUGUCCUCCUCGUCUCCGAUCCCCAACAACCACCGAUCCUCUUCGCCGGAACCCAACCCCAAUUCCCAAAACGACACCGCCCCGACCCCACCUGUCCCCGUCAACCGUAGCAACCGCCCCUCCCGCGCGUGCACUAUCCGGGCCGCCGCGAGGCUCUACGCGGCCUCUGCUCCGGCGAGCAAGCCGAAGAAGAAGGACCAGCAAUUGCAGCAGCAGCAGCAGCAAUUGGAGGAGUCGCCGCAGAAGGAGCAAUGCAGCAAGAUCGUCACGCAGCUAGUGGAGCAGCCCCCGCCGGCUCAAUUGCCCCGGUGGACUCUCCGGUCCAUGUGGGAGCUGGCUUCUAUACUCAAUUUCUUGCAUGUGUUUAGGCCGCUUUUGAAUAUCUCGAUUGAGUUCUCGGCUGAGGAGUUCGAGACGGCUUUGAUUACUCCCAAUGAUACUUUGAGUGACAUACAUAUUCCUUUAUUGAAGGCAAUCCCUCCUGUUACGCGAAUGGCACUUACACGUGAUACCUGGGUCACUGUUUUAUGUAGAAAAUUGAGAGACUGGUGGCAUUGGGUUGCAGAUGGAGAUCUACCCAUUGUUGCUUCUCAUGGGUUGGAAGUUGAUCUAUACAAGACACUUGAUCCUGGGGUUCGCGUGGUCAUCUUGAAAGCACUCUGUGACAUUCGUGUUGAGCAAGAAGAUAUCCGGAACUAUAUUGACAACUCGCUUAAACAUGGUGUUCAACUUUCUGCAUUUCGUAAAGAACGUUCUGGGGGUGAUUCACAAGGAAUUUCUUACUGGUAUGAAGAUGAUCCUAUAAUUGGUCAUCGAUUGUAUCGGGAGAUAAGGAAAGUUGAGGUGAAGAAAGCGAAGACAAAGGGUUCCCAGGUUCUUCAUAGUGCAACAUACCUGUGGGAAACUGUGGCAACCAAUUUUGAUGAAUUUCAAGAUGUUUCUGAAAAGCUUUUCUCAAGUAAAAAUAGAACAGAGGCUUCACUAGGAAAAAAGUUGAAGAUAGACAUGCUUCCAGAGAUUGAGAAGGAUCAUAAGAGGAAAGAGAGGUUGCUGAAAAAGCAACACAGACAAGCUCUUCUUCUUGAUAAUUAUUUAAGUGUGGAUGGGCUUGCUCCAGGGCGCUCCCUUCGUGACAGAAAACCUGUCACCUAUACCUUUGACGACUAUGACCGGUCCAUUAAUGAGGCUAUCAAGAUAACCAAGCGAAAACAGCCAUCCCCUGAACCUCUACAUAGAAGAGAAUUUGGGAAACCUGAAGCUUCUGCAAAUGGUAAAUGGAGUGGUCCUUCACAUGCGCAACAUGACAAUUUCAGUGCACCAUCUCCCACGUCACCUGAUUUUGAUGAUGGUCAGGAAGAUAAUAAAACAGACCUGGAUCGAAGCAAUCGGCGGAGACAGAGACCUCAACGGUAUUCGGCAAAAGAUUUUGUUGAAGCAGUUUCAGAUAAUGAUGCUGACUACGAUAGCGAUGAUGAUAUAGUUGGGGAAGCUGUUUAUGAUGAGGAAUAUCUGAAGAAACGGAAAGAGAGGAGGAAGUUUUCAAGUAGCUCUGAAGGAGAUGAGGAGUAUCAUUGGGAUGACGAAAAUGCUGAAGAAGAGGAAGAGGAAGAAGAAGAAGAUGAUGAUUCCUUAAGUGCCAGUGAGGAUGAUAGUGAUGAGCCUCGGAAACUUAGAAAAUUGCCAGGCCGUACUAGGAGGGAAACAAAACUAAGGUCAGUUGAUGAGCUCCAGUCAGGUCUAAGACGCAGUAAGAGGGCCACCAGAAAUCGUAUUAAUUACCGACAGUAUGAGUUGUCAGAAUCCGAACCAGAGUCUAUGAAACCUGAGAAGUCAAUUGCAUCAGAUGCACACUCAGAUGCAAGUGAGAAUGGUGAGUAUUCAAUCGAAAGUCAGAAUUCUGAUGGCAACGAUAAUGACCAGGAAAUGAAAGUUGAUCAGCCUGUUGAAGAUUACACUGAGACGGUGGAGAAAGAGCAACAACAGCCACCAGAGAAACCAAAUAGUCCAGGUCAAGAUGAAAUUGAGGGUGUACGGAAAAGACGUUUUCUUGACCUAAAUGAGCUUGCUCCUGGUUCUGGUUUCGAUGAUGGCCUGAACACGGUAAUGAAAGAUGAAGAUACAGAUGACUUCUAAGGCUUCCCUAUGCUGGACAGCAAGGGGGUAUGUUUUCUCCCAGGGAAGCUGUGUACGAUAGUUAAGUUUAUAAAUUUUGUGAUAAGCCGACGGAGGAAGUUUACAGUCAGAGUUCUUCCAUGGUGUAUUUAAGCAGCUACUUUGGUGCAUGAUUUGCUACGGGGAGCAAUGUGAUGCUGAGAGUUAUGUAGAUUAGGUAGUCAUUUUUUAGUAUUUCUACAUUCAAAGAAACCUACGACAGAUGAAUCGGAAUUUGCUGGGAGUUCAUUAGUUCAUCCAAUCAAUGUACAAUAACCAUUAACUAAUAUUGUAACUGAAAAAUUUGGGCUAUUAGAUGUUCGAGCCUUGUAGUUUUAUCUCUCAUGUUCAUGACAAUGAUCUGCCUGUGAGCAUUUGGGUUGGUUGGGUCUGUUGAUAAAGCAAUCAGGUUAGAAACUGUUGUGUUUAUUGUAAUGGAACCAUCCUCCCUCAAAAGAUAACUAAUUUGUAUCUUUAUUUCA